Molecule: messenger RNA, 1476 nt
Organism: Exaiptasia diaphana
Lineage: Eukaryota; Metazoa; Cnidaria; Anthozoa; Actiniaria; Aiptasiidae
Exons: 2
Coding region: 463-999 (178 amino acids)
Source: RefSeq, a predicted model, not a curated record
AGUUUGUGUCACACAACACCUCUAGUGUCUGGUCUACAACGAGGCUUCUUAUUAUUCGUCCCCGGCGUGGGAGUAGGUGAUUUGUCAUUUUGAAUUUGAAAAGCUUCUAAAUUGCAAUAACCACUAAAUCUAACAGGACCUGUUUAGAAAGAACCCAUUUGUGGACGCUGCUGGAAAGAAAACAAACUUCGUGACUUGCCCGAAGAUAUUUUAAAUUGAGAAAAUUGAUGUAAAUCUGUCUUCAUCCUCUAACCACAACAGAAGCGGUGCGCAUAAUUGUUGCGUGUUUACAGAACGAAAGCACAUCGCAUGGACACUCGCAGGAAAGGACUUUUCUUCGUUGCUUCCUUGGCGAAAAAACUAUGUGAAUAAGGGAAAAAACAUCCAUUGUCGCAAGCGAGGAUCAACUAGUUAUUAAUUGUGAUCAAAUAGCAGGUCUGCCAAACAGGAAUCGGCUACAAAAUGAGCCUUAAUACGCUAGGAAACGAACCUCUUUCCAUUGAUGGUGAUAAUAAAUUCUAUGAUGAUAUUUUCAGCGCCCUGAAAGAUAUGGAGUCGUUUCUGAAGGACAUCAAGUUAGCGCCAUUAUCUGAACGACAGAUUAAGGAAAGGAAUCGUGUUGARCAGGUCGUUCAUAAUCUACAGCUCAAGAUAGCGGAACACGUGCACGAAAUCCAGCGCAUCAAUGGCGUCAAGUCGCCUAGACCUGCCAGAAAGAACUCUCCCCACCACGACCCUAAGGAUAAGUUCCACUUUAAUUUCCAUGAACUGAGCGCAGAGAGAAGCGACCUAAUGCAGGCUAGAAUGGCUUUGCGCACAUCUUACUCUCCUGAGGCAAAGAGAAGAUUGGARACAGCACCAAAGAUACGCCCACGGUCGAUUUCAUGCCCCGAGAUACGCUACACUCCUCCCCAUAGCUGGAAAACCUCAUUACCUAAAGUGCCAGAAAACGAAGAAUUCAAAGAAGACGAUGAAAAGGAGAAUAAAGUGAGGAAAUGAUUACAAACUUUUGACAUGAAUAAUUACACUGCCUUUUUAAUGAGGCUUUCUGGCAAUUUGCAUAUCACGUGAUCUAUCAGCCCAAGGUCCAUAACGGGAUUGGCUCUGAUGAACAGAGUAAUCUAAAUGUAUAUCUUGUUCUUUCUUGUCUUUGUCGUCGAGAAACUGAUAUAUAAAUCCGUAACAGUUUGCUGGAUAACUUGUGAGCUCUAAUAAAACACUUCUUUUUUUCGUGGCUACUUAUCAAAAUUCACAGAAAUGUUAAAUUGGUGAAUGAAAAARCUCUUCCCUUGUCUCUGGACACAUCAAUGAGCAUUUGUCUUGUCCUUACUARGGAUCUUUUUCCCUUUUAUCUCUCUCAUAUCUUAUAGUCGGUCURUACAGCCAGCUGGGCAGGUUAAUUUAAAUGACCGUGUAAAUAAUAAAAUGAUUAUUAAUAGUAAUAUUUGAGUCAAAUAAAGGAUGCUUUAAAGAUUA